AUGGCUACUAGCAACCAAGGGCAGGGACAACAUGGCACGGUGUCAUCUCCGUCUUCGUCUACAUCAUCGCCGUUGGAUUCAGAGGACGAGUUGCAAAACAUGUUGCUGGCACCAAUGGCUUGGAAGAACCGAAAGUGCCUUUCCAAGCAGCUAUCAAUGGUUGAGACGCCCAGGGACAUCGCUUGGGAAAGAAAGCGUCGGCUUGAGCGUAUGAGGAGUUCUGUUCAAGAUUCUGGCGAUGAUCUCAUGGAUGAAGACCUUUAUGAGCUCAAAGGGUGUAUAGAAUUGGGGUUUGGAUUCAAUGAGGAAGAUGGUCAAAGGCUUUGCAAUACCUUGCCUGCACUUGACCUCUAUUUCGCCGUGAAUCGGAGGUUGUCGCCUAGUCCUGCUUCAACCCCGAGUAAUGUUUCCACCCCUAGUACUAGCCGUUCUUCUCUCGGCGCUCGUUCUUCGUCAUUCGAUAGCCCAAAAAGUGAUGACUCAUGGAAGAUUUGUAGCCCAGGGGAUGACCCUGAAUUGGUCAAGACUAAGUUAAGGCAUUGGGCUCAAGCUGUUGCUUGUGCUGUAAUGCAAUCAGAUGCUAUGCAUUAA
Arachis stenosperma is the source of this 591-nucleotide messenger RNA. RefSeq lists its product as uncharacterized. NCBI's taxonomy places the organism in Eukaryota, Viridiplantae, Streptophyta, Magnoliopsida, Fabales, Fabaceae. The coding region runs from base 1 to 591 and encodes 196 amino acids. The record is from RefSeq and is a predicted model, not a curated record. The transcript has 2 exons.